GAGGGCUGCAGCCUGAGCUGCUCUGAGCUCCAGCUGCUGGGAGAGACCGAUUGGCCUUCUCGGCCACAUGCCUGAAGCUCGGAGUCAGCACCAGGCAGAGCAAAGGCGCGCCGCAGCCUCCGAGUCCCGGAUCACCGCGGGGACUGCGCACCCGUGGCUCCAAGCAGCCGCGCACCUCCCAAACCCGAGGUGUGUCCCCAAUGCCCACCGCCGGCAAGGUUGAACUCUGAGGCAGCUGCUACACCGGCUUCUCCACCUUGGGAACAAGUGACUGACACCGCGGGAAGCCCGUGAGGCAUAUACCAUUGUAUUUUUCCCUUUACAAUGGCGCAGAGGAGUGGACUUGAAGAUCCGGAGAGGUAUCUCUUUGUGGAUAGGGCUGUAAUUUACAAUCCUGCCACUCAGGCUGACUGGACUGCUAAAAAGCUGGUUUGGAUUCCAUCAGAACGCCAUGGUUUUGAGGCAGCGAGUAUCAAGGAAGAGAGAGGAGAUGAAGUUAUAGUUGAAUUGGCAGAGAAUGGAAAGAAAGCAAUGGUCAAUAAAGAUGAUAUUCAAAAGAUGAACCCACCUAAAUUUUCCAAAGUGGAAGAUAUGGCAGAAUUAACAUGUUUGAAUGAAGCAUCUGUUUUACAUAACCUCAAGGAUCGUUAUUAUUCUGGACUUAUUUAUACCUACUCCGGACUAUUCUGUGUAGUCAUAAAUCCUUACAAGAAUCUUCCAAUUUACUCUGAAAAUAUUAUCGAAAUGUACAGAGGGAAGAAACGUCAUGAGAUGCCCCCACACAUUUAUGCUAUAUCUGAAUCUGCUUAUAGAUGUAUGCUUCAAGAUCGUGAAGAUCAGUCGAUUCUUUGCACGGGUGAAUCUGGUGCUGGAAAGACAGAAAAUACCAAGAAAGUUAUUCAGUAUCUUGCUCAUGUUGCUUCUUCCCAUAAAGGAAGAAAGGACCAUAACAUUCCGCCUGAAUCGCCUAAGCCAGUGAAACAUCAGGGAGAACUUGAAAGGCAACUUUUACAAGCAAAUCCAAUCCUUGAAUCAUUUGGAAAUGCAAAAACUGUGAAAAAUGACAACUCUUCUCGUUUUGGCAAGUUUAUACGGAUUAACUUUGAUGUGACUGGUUAUAUCGUUGGAGCCAACAUCGAGACAUAUCUUUUGGAAAAAUCUCGAGCAGUUCGUCAAGCUAAAGAUGAACGUACAUUUCACAUAUUUUACCAACUGCUAUCUGGAGCAGGAGAACAUCUAAAGUCUGACUUGCUUCUUGAAGGAUUUAAUAACUAUAGAUUUUUAUCCAAUGGCUACAUUCCUAUUCCUGGACAGCAAGACAAAGAUAACUUUCAAGAGACAAUGGAAGCGAUGCAUAUAAUGGGCUUCUCUCAUGAUGAAAUCUUGUCAAUGCUUAAAGUAGUGUCUUCAGUGCUACAGUUUGGAAACAUCUCUUUUAAAAAAGAAAGGAAUACUGAUCAAGCUUCCAUGCCAGAAAACACAGUUGCACAGAAACUCUGUCAUCUCCUGGGGAUGAAUGUAAUGGAAUUUACUCGUGCCAUCCUUACUCCUCGGAUCAAGGUUGGCAGAGAUUAUGUCCAGAAAGCCCAAACUAAGGAACAAGCUGAUUUUGCUGUAGAAGCACUGGCAAAAGCUACCUAUGAACGUCUUUUUCGCUGGCUUGUUCAUCGAAUUAAUAAAGCUCUGGAUAGAACCAAACGACAAGGAGCAUCUUUCAUUGGAAUUCUGGAUAUAGCUGGGUUUGAAAUUUUUGAGUUGAAUUCCUUCGAGCAACUCUGCAUCAACUAUACCAAUGAGAAACUACAACAAUUGUUCAAUCAUACCAUGUUUGUCCUUGAGCAAGAAGAAUACCAGCGAGAAGGCAUUGAGUGGAAUUUCAUUGAUUUUGGACUAGAUCUGCAGCCCUGUAUUGACUUAAUAGAACGACCAGCUAACCCACCUGGCGUUUUGGCUCUUUUGGAUGAAGAAUGCUGGUUUCCUAAAGCUACUGACAAGACCUUUGUGGAAAAACUGGUUCAAGAGCAAGGCACACAUUCCAAGUUCCAAAAACCCAGACAGCUGAAAGACAAGGCAGAUUUUUGUAUUAUUCAUUAUGCAGGAAAGGUGGACUAUAAGGCUGAUGAGUGGCUGAUGAAGAACAUGGAUCCACUGAAUGACAAUGUAGCUACACUUUUACAUCAGUCAUCAGACAGAUUUGUUGCUGAACUUUGGAAAGAUGAGAUUCAGAAUAUUCAGAGAGCUUCUUUCUAUGACAAUAUUUCUGGUCUUCAUGAUCUACCAGUGGAUCGUAUUGUGGGUCUGGAUCAAGUCACUGGCAUGACAGAGACUGCUUUUGGUUCAGCAUAUAAAACCAAAAAGGGCAUGUUUCGUACUGUUGGGCAGUUAUACAAAGAAUCUCUCACUAAAUUGAUGGCCACCCUUCGAAAUACUAACCCUAACUUUGUUCGCUGCAUCAUUCCCAAUCAUGAGAAGAGGGCUGGAAAACUGGAUCCUCAUCUAGUUCUUGAUCAGCUCCGUUGCAAUGGUGUCUUGGAAGGGAUUAGAAUUUGUCGACAGGGAUUCCCAAACCGGAUAGUGUUCCAGGAAUUCAGACAGAGAUAUGAGAUUCUAACUCCAAAUGCUAUUCCAAAAGGCUUUAUGGAUGGUAAACAAGCUUGUGAACGAAUGAUCCGAGCCCUAGAAUUAGAUCCUAAUUUGUACAGAAUUGGACAGAGUAAGAUAUUCUUCAGAGCUGGCGUUCUGGCCCACUUGGAGGAAGAACGAGAUUUAAAGAUUACAGACAUCAUCAUCUUUUUCCAGGCUGUUUGUAGAGGUUACUUAGCCAGAAAGGCAUUUGCGAAGAAACAGCAACAAUUGAGUGCCCUGAAAGUCUUACAACGUAACUGUGCAGCUUAUCUAAAAUUACGUCAUUGGCAGUGGUGGCGAGUUUUUACUAAGGUGAAGCCUCUACUGCAGGUUACCCGCCAGGAGGAGGAGCUUCAGGCCAAGGAUGAAGAGCUGUUGAAAGUUAAAGAGAAGCAGACAAAAGUAGAAGAAGAGCUUGAAGAAAUGGAAAGGAAACACCAACAGCUUUUAGAGGAGAAGAACAUUCUUGCAGAGCAGUUACAAGCAGAAACAGAGCUCUUUGCUGAAGCUGAAGAGAUGCGAGCUCGUCUAGCUGCAAAAAAACAGGAGCUAGAAGAAAUUCUUCAUGACCUGGAGUCCAGGGUUGAAGAGGAAGAAGAACGAAACCAAGUUCUCCAAAAUGAAAAGAAAAAAAUGCAAGGGCACAUUCAGGACUUAGAAGAGCAGCUUGAUGAGGAAGAAGGAGCUCGACAAAAACUACAGUUGGAAAAAGUCACAGCAGAAGCCAAAAUCAAGAAAAUGGAGGAGGAAAUUCUACUUUUAGAAGACCAAAAUUCCAAAUUUAUCAAGGAAAAGAAACUGAUGGAAGAUCGCAUUGCUGAAUGUUCUUCUCAACUGGCUGAAGAAGAAGAGAAAUCCAAAAACUUGGCCAAACUCAGGAAUAAGCAAGAGGUGAUGAUCACAGAUUUAGAAGAACGCUUAAAGAAGGAAGAAAAAACUCGUCAAGAACUAGAAAAAGCUAAAAGAAAACUUGAUGGUGAAACUACAGAUCUUCAGGACCAAAUAGCUGAGCUACAGGCCCAGAUUGAAGAACUAAAAAUCCAGUUGGCCAAAAAAGAGGAGGAGCUACAGGGUGCUCUCGCCAGAGGUGAUGAUGAAACACUUCAUAAAAACAAUGCACUGAAAGUUGUACGAGAACUACAAGCUCAGAUUGCUGAGCUCCAGGAGGACCUAGAGUCAGAAAAGGUGUCCCGAAACAAAGCAGAGAAGCAGAAAAGAGACUUGAGUGAAGAGCUGGAAGCCCUGAAAACAGAACUUGAGGAUACUUUGGAUACUACUGCAGCUCAGCAAGAGUUAAGGACAAAACGUGAGCAGGAAGUAGCUGAACUGAAGAAGGCUAUUGAAGAAGAAACUAAGAACCAUGAAGCACAAAUCCAAGACAUAAGGCAGAGACAUGCUAAUGCCCUAGAGGAACUCUCUGAACAACUUGAACAAGCUAAAAGGUUCAAAGUAAAUCUUGAAAAAAAUAAGCAAGGUCUAGAGACUGAUAACAAGGAGUUGGCCUGUGAAGUGAAGGUAUUACAGCAAGUCAAAGCUGAAUCUGAACACAAGAGAAAGAAACUGGAUGCUCAAGUACAAGAACUUCAUGCCAAGGUUACAGAAGGAGACAGGCUGCGGGUAGAACUUGCUGAAAAAGCAAAUAAGCUCCAAAAUGAGUUGGAUAAUGUCUCAAGUCUCCUGGAAGAAGCAGAGAAAAAGGGCAUUAAAUUUGCCAAGGAUGCAGCCAGUCUUGAGUCACAGUUACAGGAUACACAGGAGUUGCUUCAAGAAGAGACGCGCCAAAAGUUAAACCUCAGCAGUCGAAUCAGGCAAUUAGAGGAGGAGAAGAACAAUCUUCAGGAGCAGCAGGAGGAAGAGGAGGAGGCCAGGAAAAGCCUGGAGAAACAAGUGCUGGGCUUGCAUUCACAGUUGGCCGAUGCUAAGAAAAAGGUAGAAGAUGAUUUGGGAACAAUUGAAAAUUUGGAAGAGAGCAAGAAGAAAUUGCUGAAAGACAUGGAGGCUUUGAGCCAGCGCUUAGAGGAAAAGGCACUGGCUUAUGAUAAGCUUGAGAAAACUAAGACACGCUUACAGCAAGAGCUCGAUGACUUAAUGGUGGAUCUAGAUCAUCAACGCCAGAUUGUUUCCAACUUAGAGAAAAAGCAGAAGAAAUUCGAUCAACUCUUGGCAGAAGAAAAGAAUGUUUCUGCUCGAUAUGCAGAAGAGAGAGAUCGGGCUGAAGCAGAAGCAAGAGAGAAAGAGACCAAAGCCUUGUCCUUGGCCCGAGCCCUGGAAGAAGCAUUAGAAGCAAAGGAGGAAUUUGAGAGGCAGAAUAAGCAGCUGCGCACUGAUAUGGAAGACUUGAUGAGCUCAAAGGAUGAUGUGGGAAAAAAUGUCCAUGAACUUGAAAAAUCCAAACGGGCUUUGGAACAGCAAGUUGAAGAAAUGAAGACACAGUUGGAGGAACUGGAAGAUGAACUUCAGGCUACAGAAGAUGCUAAACUUCGUCUGGAAGUCAAUAUGCAAGCCAUGAAAUCCCAGUUUGAAAGAGAUUUGCAGACUAGAGAUGAACAGAAUGAAGAGAAAAAGAGGUUACUGAUUAAACAGGUGCGUGAACUUGAGGCAGAAUUGGAGGAUGAGCGUAAACAAAGGGCUCUUGCAGUUGCUUCCAAGAAGAAAAUGGAAAUGGAUCUGAAGGACCUUGAGGCACAGAUAGAGACGGCAAAUAAGGCAAGGGAUGAAGUGAUCAAACAGCUUCGAAAACUUCAGGUACAAAUGAAAGACUACCAGCGUGAAUUAGAAGAAGCUCGUGCAUCCCGGGAUGAGAUCUUUGGUCAGUCCAAGGAAAAUGAAAAAAAAUUAAAAAGUCUGGAAGCAGAAAUACUUCAACUACAAGAGGAACUUGCGUCUUCUGAAAGAGCCCGUCGUCAUGCUGAACAAGAGAGAGAUGAACUUGCUGAUGAGAUAGCCAACAGUGCUUCUGGGAAAUCCUCUUUACUGGAUGAGAAACGGCGCCUGGAAGCUCGUAUUGCACAGCUGGAAGAAGAACUGGAGGAAGAACAGAGCAAUAUGGAGCUCCUCAAUGACCGGUUCCGUAAAGCCACUUUGCAGGUGGAUACUCUCAAUUCUGAGCUGGCUGGAGAGCGUAGUGCUGCCCAGAAAAGUGAAAGUGCCCGUCAGCAGCUUGAGAGACAGAGCAAAGAGCUGAAGGCUAAAUUGCAGGAGCUAGAGGGGUCAGUAAAGUCCAAAUUCAAGGCCACCAUCUCUGCUUUGGAAGCAAAAAUUGGACAGAUGGAAGAACAGCUUGAACAAGAAGCCAAGGAACGAGCAGCAGCCAAUAAGCUUGUUCGUCGUACAGAGAAGAAACUAAAAGAGAUUUUCAUGCAGGUAGAAGAUGAACGUCGACAUGCAGAUCAGUACAAAGAGCAGAUGGAGAAAGCCAACGCCAGAAUGAAGCAGCUCAAACGCCAACUUGAAGAAGCAGAAGAGGAGGCCACCCGGGCUAAUGCCUCCCGGCGCAAACUCCAGCGUGAACUGGAUGAUGCCAUAGAGGCCAAUGAAGGCUUGAGCCGGGAAGUCACUACUCUGAAAAACAGGCUGAGGAGAGGAGGUCCAAUCACUUUCUCUUCCAGUCGAUCCAGCAGGCGCCAACUACAUAUUGAGGGAGCAUCCCUUGAACUGUCAGAUGAUGACACAGAGAGCAAAACCAGUGAUGUCAACGAGAUGCCACCUGCACCAGUGGAAUAAAGAGAAAGGACCAGAAGCCAAUUAUGAUACUGUGGGGUGAACAAGGACUUCCCUGACCACCAGUCUGCCUUGUGGCCACUAAUCUGCAAAGGAAAUGGGCAAAUUAUAAGGUUAUUUA
Messenger RNA from Sarcophilus harrisii (Tasmanian devil), 6466 nucleotides. It is a transcript of the gene MYH10, whose product is annotated as myosin heavy chain 10. The transcript is spliced from 43 exons. Gene Ontology annotation, cellular component: myosin complex. The record is from RefSeq and is a predicted model, not a curated record. The coding region runs from base 325 to 6348 and encodes 2007 amino acids. Gene Ontology annotation, molecular function: actin filament binding; ATP binding; cytoskeletal motor activity. NCBI's taxonomy places the organism in Eukaryota, Metazoa, Chordata, Mammalia, Dasyuromorphia, Dasyuridae.